Torulaspora delbrueckii is the source of this 1254-nucleotide messenger RNA. RefSeq names its product Mlf3p (gene MLF3). NCBI's taxonomy places the organism in Eukaryota, Fungi, Ascomycota, Saccharomycetes, Saccharomycetales, Saccharomycetaceae. The coding region runs from base 1 to 1254 and encodes 417 amino acids. The record is from RefSeq and is a predicted model, not a curated record. The transcript has a single exon.
AUGAAUGAACCGGCUGAGGCUUCGCUAUCUCGUUCCAGUACCAGAUCGACAGCUUAUACUACAUGCCCUCCUUCGCCAACUUUGAGCGAUUCCAAUAGCUCUCUCAUAUUUGAACGUAAUGUGGAGGACCCUUGUUUGAUGACACAGGCUCAUUCGCCACAGGAAGGUUUCUCCAAGCACGGUAGUACUACCAGUUUACUAUCUCGUCACAACAGCAACCAGUUCCCAGGGCUCAGGUCACGUGGUUCGACUGCUACGAUACCACACUCACCUCUUAUGGAGGGCCAGUCACCAGAGUACGUUAUGCCAAGUUUAGAUCAUCGACGCACUUUGGAGAACUUUGUGGCUCCUGCGCUGGAUGCUGGAUGUUGUGUUGUGACGGACGAUAACGCGGAUUUGGAUGAUAUGGAUAUUGUUUAUAUGAAGAGGCCCUCUACGAUGGGGCUUGAUAUGGCAUUGGGGCGUACAAAGAGUAAUUCGAGUUCUACUAUAACUUCGGCAAAUCAAGAUACCCAACAAACCGUUCCACAACUUUCGUUAUCACGGUCGUAUUCGAAUUCCACUAAUAAUGAUCAUACCAGGACCCUACGGUUCUAUUCGUAUGCGGAUAUGUUAUCAGAUGAAAUGGCUCAGACAAGUCCAAAUCCAGGGCGCAAACCUUCACUGGGUUAUUCGCUCUCUUCUUCUCAUAUAAAAUCCAGUCCACAACAGAGGCCCUCCGUGGUUACUAAUUUUUCCAAUCCUUUCAUUAAACGCCGUGAUUCAGCAACGGCAACACAAGGAGGUUCAAAAUUAACAAGGCGUUAUUCAAACACUUUACUCUCGCGUUCUCCUCCUCAGCCAAGGGCUGCUUCUCAGAGACAAGGUAACCGCUCCGCGAGGUCAAAUUUCCACGUAGAUUCGAGCGGCAGCGAUGAGCUGUCUACGGAUGAAGACGAAGAUCCACACCAUCAGUCACUGCCCCCGCCUGCAUCGCAACCCCCAGCACAACUAAUGGGUCCCCGGAUCUCCCGUGCAAACACGCAGGGCAGCAGCUCGGCGGGUUGUUCACCGCUGUUUGUAGCUCGCUCGUACUCCAAUACGGGGCCUCCCGCAAGUCUGGGUUCACCAUCAAUAAUAAGAAGACGUGAGAGUUCCGGGAUCUAUCCACAACCUUCCAUCAAUAACGUGCUAAUGCACGACGAUACUUUGCAGGUAGAAAAAGUUGGCGAAGUGCUCAAGAGAAGGGCCAGUAAUAGGAAGGACAACCUGUAG